UUUAUUUUUGUAAUAUAAAUUGUCAAGAGAAGCAUUGCUAAGUACCCACUUCUCUUUCUUGGACUCUGUUUCCAAUUUUGAUCUCAACUUGCUUGCUUGCUUACUUGUUUUCCUGGUCUGAUAUUUUAAAAUUAAGAGAAAUGAAGAAAGUUGUGGUGAAGCCAGACUUACAUGAUGGCAGAGCCAAGCAAAAGGCCUUGAAAGCAGUCUCUACCCUUUCAGGAAUCGAUUCCAUCGCCAUGGACAUGGAGAAGCAGUUAUUGACAGUGAUCGGAGAUGUGGAUCCUAUAGACGUCGUGGGCAAAUUGCGGAAGCUUUCUCACACGGAUAUAGUCUCUGUUGGACCAGCGAAAGAGACUGAGAAGAAGGAAGAACCCAAGAAAACAGAAGAGAAGGUCAUCGAAUGGGCUAAGGCAAAUGAGGCUUAUUAUAACCCCUAUAGGACACACUACUAUGCCCAGCCUAUUUAUAGUGCAGAAGAGAACCCCAACGCUUGUGUUAUCUGUUAGUUGGGAAUAUUGUUUGGUGAGAAGAAAACUGAUCGAAACUUCAUCCAUUAUUGAGUACAGUUUUGUUCCUGGGGUGGUGGGUUGGUUGAUUUCUCUUCACUUGUUGAUUUACUGGAUUUAUGGAGCUCACUUACGGAAGAGAUAGUGAUCUCUAAUAAAUGAGGCUUAUUUUUUUUUUU
Macadamia integrifolia is the source of this 688-nucleotide messenger RNA. RefSeq names its product heavy metal-associated isoprenylated plant protein 39-like. The transcript is spliced from 2 exons. The record is from RefSeq and is a predicted model, not a curated record. NCBI's taxonomy places the organism in Eukaryota, Viridiplantae, Streptophyta, Magnoliopsida, Proteales, Proteaceae. Bases 141 to 509 code for a protein of 122 amino acids. Gene Ontology annotation, molecular function: metal ion binding.